Molecule: messenger RNA, 4340 nt
Organism: Electrophorus electricus (electric eel)
Lineage: Eukaryota; Metazoa; Chordata; Actinopteri; Gymnotiformes; Gymnotidae
Gene: clspn
Product: claspin
Biological process (GO): mitotic G2 DNA damage checkpoint signaling; activation of protein kinase activity; mitotic DNA replication checkpoint signaling
Molecular function (GO): anaphase-promoting complex binding
Source: RefSeq, a predicted model, not a curated record
UUUCUCGGGCAGUCCUGGAGGGCCUAGUAACCGCUGGUCCAAUCAGAGAGCUCGGAUGACCUCGAGAAAAGCGGUUCAGUCCUGCGCGCGAAAAGUUGAAGUCUUAUCCGUUUUCGAGGAUCAUCGGGCGGGUUGUUUGCUUUUGCUCGUAUAUUGUAACAAUACUUAACUCGAUACAGCUACAUUUACAUACGUGAAAACUACAGACUCGGAUUACAUUUGUGUAAAAACCUUUGGUGUUAGGUAACUGGUAAUUUGGAGUCGUUAAUGCGUUUUCACACCGAAUAACACCCCAACAAAAGAUGAGCCUGCUUCUCUCCCAGCGGACUGUGGAUCUCCCUGCUGAGGGCCCUAACACAGGAAGUGACUCAGAUAGUGGUGUAGGCUCACCUAUAGAGGAGGCUAGCACGAGCACAGCAACUGUCAAUGAUGCUCAAGGAGAUUCAGAUGAUGACAUUGUCGUGAACCGGAAGGCACGUUCUCAGAAGGUUCUGCAGGACAGUGACAGUGACAGUGACAAUGAGAAGGAGGAAGGGGCCAGGAUGGCCAAGACUGUUGUCCUGUCAGAAUCCAGUGGAGAGGAGACAAAGACCAGCGAGGUUGAACAAGUAGAAAAGAGUCAGUCAAAGAGGAUCUCUCGCAUUGCUGUGGACAUUGAUGAGAGUGAGCCAGAGACAGAAUUGCUUCAAGGUGAAGCUAAGUAUGGGAACAAAAAGAGGGAGAAGUCACAGAGACGCAAAGAGAAGGAGAAGCGUCAGGGUGCUCUGCUGAAACGACUGAAAGAAAAGGGAAGCACCAAUGAAGAGUCCCAUCUGCCAAAAACUCUCAAUGAUAGUGGCUGUCUGCUUGGUGAUGGUGAUCUGUUUGAUGCUCAGCUGGAAGAUAACAUGUCAGAUGGGAAUAUGGAGGAAGAAGAGUCUCUAGAAGCCAUCAGAGAUGCUAUGAGGCAAAAGGCCAACCACAAGCUCCAUCUGCAUGAUGAGUAUGAAGCGGAGGAUGACAAUCCCCAGCGCAAGGAGAGAAAAGCAGCGAAGGCCAGUAGGGAGGCCAUGAAACAGCUCCACAGUGAGAGUCAGCGACUUGUGAGAGAGUCUUCUAUAGGACUACCAUACUAUGUUCCCAAGCCCAAGGAUAUUCACCAGUUCUUCAAGAGUAGAGCCCGUCCUGUAGGAUCUGCUAUGGCAUUGUUAAAGUCUGCCAAAUACCAGCCCUGUGUAUUAGAAGCCUCUGCAGUGGCCCACAGUGAAUGCAGCCUAUCUAAAACACCUGUGCAUAGUACAAAUCCUCAGGCUGACCUGUGCCUGGAAAGACCAAACCCAGCCAGCUGUGCCCAACCAGAGGACCCUGCAAAUGAAUGGGAGACCCAUGCUGCUAUUAAAACCACAGAAGACCAGCCAGGAGUUUCAUCAAAGGAAGAGCUCCAGAAGUAUACAGAGGAGGAAAGCACUAUUCCUGAUAUAGAGGUGUCAGAGAUGGCUGGAUCUCUAAAACAGGACCAUGAGGAGCAGCAUGUCCCAGUUCAGCAGUCUGAGUAUGGGACAGUGCCCUUGGAACAGGUUGCAUCUGCCGCAGCUGCACCAGAACCAGCAGUGGCUAAACCCAGGAAAGACAAAUUGGCCAGGCUGCGUGAUCUUGGUUUGGAACCACCCCCUGUAGCAAAGCUGUGUGCAGAUGACGGAGCUUUUGUACAGCUGGAGUGUCCUCCGGCUAACCCUGCUUUACAGGCACUGAAGGAGCGUUUCUUGAGACACAUCCAGUCUGCUCCACGUUCUAGAGGAGAACAUUCCUUGAAUAUAAGUGUGGUGAGAAAGGAUACCAUACCCUCUGGUAAGGAGGAGCUCCACACUGAAUCCAUCACAGUCACAGUCAAGGAAGAGGAGGAGCCUACUUACUCUAAGCCAGGGGAGAAACUGGUUCUGCUGAAGUCUCGUCUGCAGCAAGCCAUGGCUAUCCGCAGGCAGGAAGAAAGAGAACGUCGUGCUGCCCUUCAUCGACUUGACAAUGAAGACUGCGAGGAAGAGGAAGAAGAAGAGAUGACAGAUUCAGAGGAUGAAGAGGGUGUGGAUGAGUUAUUAGGUGAUGGUGAGAAUGAGGAGGGAGGUCUUGGGGAGGCAGAGGAGGAUGAAGAUGGAAUGGAGAGAGAGGAGGUGGCUGAAGCAGACAGAGGUGAAGCAGCCAAGCAGAGUCCUUCUGGCUUUAAAAGUCCCUCUCCCACCCCAGACACUGAUGGUACUCUGAUGCUGUUUGCAGGCAGCUCCUGUUCCCGAACAGGAGAUUGUGCCAGACAAGCUGGGCAAGCUGGUCAAGAAAGUGACAGCAAAAUGGAGGAUGAGGAUGCCAUCUCCUUGACUAAGGACAACAGUCACAACAGCAGCUUUGAGCUAAUUGCCGCCACGCUCCCAUCCUACCAGCCGUCUAACCGGGCAGCAGGUAGAGGCAUGUCAGCGGGUGUGUUCCGCUCACCCUCGCCCUGCCUCUUAAGACAAAGCUUUCUCGGUUCAGCCUCCAAGAGCUCUGGUAAGCUAUCUGAGCCCUCCCUCUCACUCCCUGUGGAAGACUCCCAGGACCUGUAUGCUAUGCCUUCCCCAGUAGAGCUUGCUCCCCUGGGUGGAGGCGACUCGCAGGGCCCCUUUUCCUUGGAGGAGGACACACAGUCUCAGCUGUUAGAUGCUGAUGGCUUCCUAAAUGUGGGUCCACGCGGUGGCCCCAGACGCUCCCAUAAGCGCCAGCUCCUGCUGGAGAGUCUGGACGAGAACGCCAUGGACGCCAAUAUGGGCGAGCUCCUGGGGCUUUGCUCCGGGGGCUUUGGCUCAGGCCAGAGCCAGUCUGGGGCCGAGGAUGAGCUGCUGGGCCUGUGCUCUGGAGGCUUUUCCACGCAGCCUGCAACAGCCAGUGGCACCCCCAGAGAGGGUAGAGCUGAGCUAGAGCCACAGAACCAGGACAGGGGCUGUCGUGGGAGCUCGGAAGGAUACAUGGAUCAGCUGCUUGCCCUCUGUUCGGGCAAGUUCACAGGCAGCCCAGCUGCGUCUUCAGAGAGAUCCAUGCGAAGUCUUGCGUUUGAGAAUGCAUCUGACAGGGACAAAAAGAAGGAGGAGGAGGAGGAGGAAGAAGAGGGAAAUUGUGAAUUUCGGCUGUCAGAUGUAGACAGUGCCAGUGAGAAGGAGGAUGAGGAGGACUCUGAUGGAGAGAAUGAGAGUGAGAUAGAAGAAGAGAGAGAGGCAGUAUUUGGGCAGCGUCAAGACAAAAGGAAAAUGCACAUCACUGAGUUUGUGGACUCUGAGGCUGAGCUGUCGGGCAGCGAUGUCUGCAGCGAGGAUGAGGAGGAUGAGGGGGGUGAUGAAUAUGAAGAAGAGGAACUACAGGAAGACCUUCCAUCAGACGAAGAGCUGAUGGACCAAGUUAAUAAAAUCCACAUGAAGCAGGUCCUAGAUGAUGACAAGCGGAAGUUACGUUUGUAUCAGGAGCAUUACCUGGCUGAUGGAGACCUUCACUCAGAUGGGCCUGGUCGAGAGCGCCGUUUCCGCUGGAAGAAUAUCGAUGAUGGCUUUGACUUUGGGGUUGAUGCUAUUGGUGAGGAGGAAGAGGAGGAUGAAGAACUGGAUCAGAAGGACCUGCAGAGGCAAAAGGAGAGGCUGGAGAGAGAGCAGUGGAUGCGCGAACAGUCUGAAGCUCAGGCUAAAAGCAAAGACAUAGAAGAGGAUGAGGAGAAAAUUGGAGAGGAGGACAGCCAGUUCAUGAAGCUAGCCAAGAAACUAACUGCCAAGACGCUCCAGAAGAGAGAGACCUCAUCCGUGCCAGUGCAAGAAAAGGCAGCCCCUAACCUCAAUCCCUUUCAGAAACCAUGUCAACCUGUAGCAAAAAGAGGAUCUUUGCUCAGUCAGCCGCAAGCAAUGUUGCAGAAGCUGGCCAACAUUUCAGAGGGCAACCCUCUCGCCCCGCGGAACUCAAGAGGAUUCCUCUUCCAGACACUGUCUCCAGAGAAGGAGCCACCUGUGUCCUCUGGCCCCAGGAAGCAGUUCAAGAAAAGAGGUCAGACAGAGUCUUUGGCCUCUGUCGCCAAGCGACCGUGUCUAGAGAAUUCCCUGAAGUUCCCUGGACCUCCAAGAAGCAUCUUCAGUUAUCUGGAGAACUGAACCAUUGCCAACUCUUCUGAUAUCACUGACCUUGCAAACCUGCACUCAUGUUGACUCAGCCCAUUUAAAUCUGGCAGUUCAUUUAUGCUUUGUUUUUGCUUGUUGUUUGCAUGUGUCUGUUUUAGAUGUUUAUCAUGUAAAUAUUACAAUUUUUAUUGAUUGUAACUUUUUAUAGAAUUGUAAAUUAAAAGUGUAUUUUAAAUUUGA